Molecule: messenger RNA, 939 nt
Organism: Rhododendron vialii
Lineage: Eukaryota; Viridiplantae; Streptophyta; Magnoliopsida; Ericales; Ericaceae
Exons: 3
Coding region: 1-939 (312 amino acids)
Source: RefSeq, a predicted model, not a curated record
AUGCGGUUGGGGAGGAAGAAAGGAUGUGAAGAAGAAGUAUGCAAUGAGGGCAUAGUCUUCACGGAUGAGGACCUGGGAGGAGUCCAGGCGCCCCAUAACGAUGCUUUGGUCAUAACCCUACGAAUUGGGGAGUAUGACACGGAGAGAAUCUUGGUGGAUUCGGGAAGCUGCGCGGAGGCGUUGUACUAUGAUGCAUUUAAGAAUGGAGGAGCAGUCUGGCCAUUGGGCAAAGUAACACUGCUUGUUCGGGCAGGAACGGUGAUGCUACGAACCGACUUCCUGGUGGUAGAUGUGUCGUCUUCUUAUAACGCGAUUAUAGGAAGAACGUGGUUGCACAACAUGAGGGCAGUUUCCUCCACUUACCAUCAGAUGGCACCCAAAGCAAAAUUGGUCCAAGCCAUCGAGGUUCCAGACCAGCUGACCAUCGAGGAUGUCGGAGGGAACCUUGCUGAGAAAGUGGUGGAAGACUUGAAAAAGGUUCAGAUCAACAAGACUGAUCCAGAAAGGUAUUUCCUGAUUACGGAAAACUUGAACAAGGAAGAAGAGAAAGAGUUGGUCGGGUUCCUCAAGGAGCACGUUGAUGUGUUUGCUUGGGUACCCGAAGAGAUGCUUGGGGUGGAUGCAAACGUGAUUUGCCACCACUUGAAUGUGGAUCCACAGCAUAAGCCUGUGAUGCAGAAAAAGAGAAGAUCAACCGUACAACACAUAGACGUUUUUAUCGAGGAGGUUGACCAUUUGCUAGAAGCAAAGGCCAUACGACAGGUCUACUACCUUGAGUGGUUGUCUAACACUGAAAAGAAGAAUGGAAAGUGGCGUGUCUGUGUCGACUUCACCGACUUGAACAAGGCAUGUCCAAAGGACAGUUUCCCUCUCCUAAGGAUAGACCAAUUGGUGGAUUCAACAACAGGGUAUGGGAGGAUGAGUUUCCUCGAUGCAUGA